Messenger RNA from Fusarium verticillioides 7600, 279 nucleotides. RefSeq lists its product as hypothetical. The coding region runs from base 1 to 279 and encodes 92 amino acids. Lineage: Eukaryota; Fungi; Ascomycota; Sordariomycetes; Hypocreales; Nectriaceae. The transcript has a single exon. The record is from RefSeq and is a predicted model, not a curated record.
AUGGACAACGAUUCCAGUGUUCCCACUAUCCCAGGUAGUGCUGGGUCGCUCCCCCCGCCAUUUGACCAGGUUGAGAGCCAUCUCGGUCGGGUUGUUGUCAUCGCUGUCGAUCAAGCUGUCGCUCGCGCUACUGACAAUUGGGAUGCGAAGCUCCAAACCAUGCGAAUUCAGCUCCAAACCAUGCAAACUCAGCUCAAGAACGAACUUACUGUCGCUAUUAACGACGCCGUCCCUCGGGGACAAGAAAACAGCGAACCUCAAUAUAGGGUGUCAAAAUAA